Messenger RNA from Helianthus annuus (common sunflower), 3827 nucleotides. RefSeq lists its product as uncharacterized. The coding region runs from base 228 to 3698 and encodes 1156 amino acids. The transcript is spliced from 2 exons. The record is from RefSeq and is a predicted model, not a curated record. Lineage: Eukaryota; Viridiplantae; Streptophyta; Magnoliopsida; Asterales; Asteraceae.
GAAACACAAAAACAUGUAGUGUACAUUCGCAGAUCCAAACGACGCCCCAAACUCAAAACUCAAACUCAAAACAAGGCGUUUGGCUUUCUUUAUCGGAUCGGUUUAAAAAAGGUCACCGGAUCCGUACUCACCCGCUCACGCUCCGAUUAGGGCUUCACUUUCUCUCUUCAAUCGCAUCCAAUUAGGGUUUCUUCCUCUUCACCAACAACAAGGUUAAUCUCUGAAACAUGAAAGAACAUGAGGAUAGUGUUGAUAAAUCUACUGUUGAUUCUACUGGUGUAGAUAAAACUGUAACUGAGAAAGAUGAAGGGGAGGAUAUGAUGGUGGAUGUUGUGGGUUCUGGUGCUGUUGAAGAAGAUGAUGGUGGGGGUACAGGUGUUAGUUUGGAUAGCAACUCGGGGUCCGAGAAAGUGGAGUGUGUGCGAAAAGAGCCAGAGAGUCGAGAUCAGGUUAUGGAGGAUGUUAAAGGUUCGGGUGAGGAUUGUGAUGUUUCGCAUGGAAUUAGGGUUUUAGCGUCGGAGAAAGAUGAAGUUGUGGUGAAAGAGGGAGAAGUUACUGGUUCGGUUGAAACUAAGGUUUUGAUCGAUGUGGAAUCUGUUGAAGAGGUAGCUGACCGAAAAAUUGCUGAUUCAUCGGUUUUAACAACUAAUCUUGGUUCAGAGGAAGUUGACAUGGUAGUAGAGGAGGGUUCUGUUGAUACAAGUUUAGUUUGUGGUGAUAAUCAAAGUUCUGCAGUUAAGGUGGCCGGUUCAAGAACCGAUGAAAUUGACGAAAGGGUUAAAGAAGAUAGUUUGCAUCCAUCAACUGAAGUUAAACCAGAUGAUGCUCAAAAAACUACUGUUGGAGAUUGUGUGGUAAAUGAGAAACUUGAAAAAGAAAAUGAAGUGUUAGAUUCAACAAAGAUUUCAGAGCCGUUGGUGACAGUGAACCCUGGUUCUGAGGAUAUUGAUGUGGUGGUUGUAACUGAAACUGCUGUAAUAGUCGAAAAGGUAAAAGAAGCGGGUGAAGGUGAAAUUAACGUGCAUGCUGAAAAUCUUGACCAAGAAGCCAAAGUUGACAAUUUGAGGGAAAAAGAGGGUUUCAAUCCAACAAGUGAAACUAUAACUAAAACUGCUGUAAGAGUUGAACAGGAAAAUGAAGCGGGUUUGAACAAAAAUGAGGAGGUCAUGGAACAGCCUACGGAACCUGUUCAAGAUGUGGCUUACGGAAACGGUGUUAUGGAUGAUAAAACAGAAAAAGGCAAUGAGGUUGUAGAUUCUGAUAAGAUUCCAGAAUCGUUGACCACAGUCAACCUCAGUCUGGAUGGAGUCAACAGUGUACCACCUAAUGCAGAUACAGUCGAACAUCCGAUAGUUUCACGUGAAGAUGCUGACGUGGACAGAGGAGAUGCAGCAGGGAUGGAUAUCGAUGAAGUACUGGGUUGGAAAGAUGAAGUCUCAGGGAUUGAUGUUACCGCAAACUCUGAAGCUAAUGUGGAACAGAAGCUUCUGGGAUCUUCUAACGAACCAGUUUUAAUCCAACAUCGAGAGGAACAUGUUAAGUCUCGAGAACCGAUCGUGUACGGGCGCCGUGCGCAUGUUGAGGUUCCGCUCUACGAGUCACGGGAUGUAGAACAGAAGCUUCCGGAAUCAUCUUCCCCUGUAUCAGAAGAUGAAAAUUUAAAGAUCGAAACAGAUUCAGAAGAGGAUGACGAUGAUGAUGAUGGAUCCGGGCAAGAAGAUGAGCAAAAAGCAGACAGAGAGAAACCGGAGCUUCACGGAAACAGAAAUAUGCUUUCACUGCAUCAAUCGUCGUAUUUCAAGCCACCAGAAAACGAAGGUGAGUUCUCUGUUUCGGAUUUAGUUUGGGGUAAAGUAAGAAGCCAUCCGUGGUGGCCCGGACAGAUAAUCGAUCCUUCUAACGCAUCAAAGAAGGCCAUGAAAUAUUACAAAAAAGAUAGCUUUUUAGUAGCAUAUUUCGGAGACCAUUCGUUCGCGUGGAACAGUUCGUCCGUUUUAAAGCCGUUUCAUGCUAACUUCUCUCAACUUGAGAAGCAAACCGAUACCGAAAUCUUUAAAAUCGCAGCCAAUUGUGCGUUGGAAGAAGUGAGUAGACGUGUCGAGUUAGGGCUUGCAUGCUCUUGUGUUCCGAAAGAAAUCUAUAAAACGAUUGAAUAUCAGGUUAUAGAAAAUGCUGGAGUUAAAAAACAAUCGGAAAAAAGACGCGGAAAAGAUGAAUCCGCCAGCGUGAGUUCUUUCGAGCCCGAUAAACUUGUGGAUUACGUGAGAUUACUGGCCCAGGGCCCGGCGCAAGGUGGUAAACUGGAUCUUGCAAUAACUAAGGCUCAGUUAUCGUCGUACAGUCAUUACAAAGGGCAUCGAGAGCUUCCGGAGUUUUUGGAUUGUGGAGAUAUGUUGGAAGAUGUUUCUAUGCAAGAAACGGUUAAAAAGGUUGAAAAAGUUCGUAAAAAGGGUGGGAAAUCCGAGAAUGAUUUGACCGAAAGUGUAAACCUUAAUAAGGAGAUAAUUUUAUCUGAUAUAACCGAUGAUGCACCCGCACCUGCAUCUGUAGGUAGGACCAGCAAGCUGGUUUCUUCAUCUGGUUCGAAAAAACGAAAGGCACGCGUUUCCAUUUCUAACGGUUCGGUAAAAAAACCAAACCGUCCUGCCAAGAAAGUGUCUCCUGCUCCAGUUUCAACUCCAAAGCCGUCUUUCAAAAUCGGUGAAAUGAUUCAAAGAGUUGCAAGCCAACUGACCGGGCCGGUUGUCAAGUCUGGUAGUGACGCGAAGGUUGACCUUGGUCAACAUGUUGACCAAAUCGUGCAGACGCCUGAAAACAGUCAAACGGGAGCAUCAGCAUCUGCAGCUGAUAUGCUGUCACAACUGCAUUUAACUGCUCAAGAUCCCAUGAAAGAUCAUAGUUUUUUUCAGACGAUCAUCCCCUUCUUUUACGAACGAAGAGCAGCGGUUUUUACUAAAUCUUUAAAGAAACCUUCGACUGUCGAACAGCCCGACAAUGAUACGAAGCCAAAACCGUCAAAUGAAAACGAUCCUGAAGAGUUUGACUUCGACUUUGACUUUGAUGAUGUUAAUGAUUCGUAUUGGACGGAUAGGAUUAUUCAAAACCAUACUGAAGACCAACCGGUGCAAGUUGAUGAUCAAAACGGUGCAGUGGAAGAACAACAACCGAUAGUGGAAUACGAACCGGAGAAACCCGCAAAACGAAAACGCCGAUCAAGUAAAAAACAAAAACGGGUUGAACCUGAACCGGAACCGGAAGUUGAGGAAGAAUCAGAGAUCGAUAGGAAAAGGCGGGAAAAUCUGGCUACAGAGAUUGUAUUGAAGUUUGAAGAGGGUAUCAACUUUCGAUCAGAGGUUCAGUUGAAUAAAAUGUUUAGACGAUUUGGGCCGUUGAUGGAAUCAGAAACUGAAGUUGAUCGCGCAGGCGGACGGGCCCGGGUGGUGUUCAAGAGAUGUUUUGAUGCAGAAGUGGCUCAUAAUAGUGCUGGAAGGUUCAACAUUUUCGGGUCUGUUAAUGUAAGUUACGAGCUCAACUAUAGCCCGUUAGUAUCGUAUAAACCGUUGCCGCUACCGGUAUUAGAACAAGAGGCACCGCCGGUAUUAGAACAAGAGCCACCGCCGGUAUUAGAACAAGAGGUACCGCGGGUAUUAGAACAAGAGGUACCGGUAUUACAAGAAGACCCAAUGGAUGCAAGCUAACUGUCAUUGGUUUGUUAUUAGGCAUCUGCUAAAUUAUUCUCUUUCGCUAGAUAUUUAACUAUUGUUGUGAGUUUACUUCUUAAUGUUCAAAUUUGCUUGAUUUUAGCUUUCUUCCUUUUUUUUUUGUCC